This is a messenger RNA of Chanos chanos (milkfish), 1131 nucleotides long. RefSeq names its product NCK adaptor protein 1a (gene nck1a). Gene Ontology annotation, biological process: cell migration; positive regulation of translation in response to endoplasmic reticulum stress; ephrin receptor signaling pathway. Gene Ontology annotation, cellular component: cytoplasm. The coding region runs from base 1 to 1131 and encodes 376 amino acids. Gene Ontology annotation, molecular function: ephrin receptor binding; signaling adaptor activity; receptor tyrosine kinase binding. The record is from RefSeq and is a predicted model, not a curated record. The transcript has 3 exons. Lineage: Eukaryota; Metazoa; Chordata; Actinopteri; Gonorynchiformes; Chanidae.
AUGACAGAGGAGGUGAUUGUCAUCGCCAAGUUUGAUUACAUGGCUCAGCAAGACCAGGAGCUGGACAUUAAGAAGAAUGAACGACUAUGGCUCUUGGAUGACUCCAAGUCAUGGUGGCGAGUACGCAACGCUACCAAUAAGACUGGUCUAGUGCCCUCCAACUAUGUGGAAAGGAAGAACAGUUUCAGAAAAAGCUCUAUUGUAAAGAGCCUUAAAGAUACUCUGGGGUUGGGGAAGGUGAAAAGGAAAACCAGUGUGAGGGACAUGGCCUCCAACAUGGACACUGACAACGGGGAGCGUCUGUAUGACCUCAACCUCCCUGCGCUGGUCAAGUUCAACUACGCUGCCGAACGUGAAGACGAGCUCUCCUUGGUCAAAGGCACGAGGGUCAUCGUCAUGGAGAAGUGCAGCGACGGCUGGUGGCGCGGCAGCUACAAUGGACACUCUGGCUGGUUCCCCUCCAAUUACGUUGUGGAGGAUGUGGACGGGACAGUACGGGGGGACUCUGUGAACUCCCUGAAAGACAAACUGGCUUCUGUGGUGCACAGUACUAACGGUAACCGAGUUCUGCACACUGUGCAAGCGCUGUACUCUUUUAGUUCCGGCAACGAUGAGGAGCUUCACUUUGAGAAGGGUGAGGUCAUGGAUGUGGUGGAGAAGCCCGAGAAUGACCCAGAAUGGUGGAAAUGCCGAAAAGCAGAUGGACAAGUAGGUCUAGUGCCCAAGAACUAUGUUACAGAGGUACAGAACUCCCGUAAUGACUGGAGAAACGCAGGCCCGCCAGCUCCAGACUGUGACUGUGUCGAGCCAUCUUUCAACGGGAAGUUUGCGGGCAAACAGUGGUACUACGGCAAAGUGACACGCCAUCAGGCAGAGGUCGCCUUAAACCAGAGAGGAGAGGAUGGUGACUUCCUCAUCAGGGACAGUGAGUCAUCUCCAAGUGACUUCUCCAUCUCCCUGAAAGCACAGUGUAGGAACAAGCACUUCAAGGUGCAGCUCAAGGAUGGACUUUAUUGUAUUGGACAACGCAAGUUCCGCUCCAUGGAAGAACUAGUGGAACACUACAAAAAGGCCCCCAUUUUCACCAGUGAACAAGGUGAAAAACUGUACCUUAUUAAGGCGUUGACUUGA